AUCACCACCGAUAUUUUGUAUAAUUACCCCUCUUGUUCGAUACCUUUAUUGUUCGGCGAUCCUUACUUUUUAUUGCCACUAGAACGCCAUGUGGGGUCGAGGACCAUCUCGUCAAGGGCAGCAGCCUUACUCAUACGUCCCAAACGAUCCUCCACAGCGCACCUCGCCCUAUGGUAAUUCCCCAAAUCCUCCGUCUGCACCACUCUCGAGCAAUACCAAGCCAUAUGAAACACCCUACGUGCAUACGGGAUACGAGAAGCGCGGUGGGGGCACGCAUUAUGCGGAACCCAACGGAGGAGGGAACUCUGUCGUCCAUGUAGUAACAUCACCAAACGAUGAGUUGGCUCUAUCCAACUGCGUUAUUGUUAACCCCCAAGAAUGGCGUGGCGUCCAGUAUGCGUACAUGAAUCGCAAGUUCCCCGUCAAGUUCCGAUACGAUGACACCGGCAAAAUACACCCAGGUCAAGUGGGCUGCUCAUCUAUUCAGCGUCAAUGGAUGGCUCUCUCCGCACGGGGUGACCAGGCCGAGCUUGAGCCAUUGAAUCCUGCAGAUCUUGGCCCCAGCAUCUACCUCGGAGGGCUCGACCUUGAGGUCGGCUUCAACCUGUCAAAGCGCAGAGAUGUUGAGGAACAGUUCGAUUCAGAGGACAUGGCGAGGUCGUUCAUCCGAGCAUUCAAUGAACUCAUCAUCUCAAUUGGCCAGAUCCUUAUAUGGGACUACCACGGACAUGUCCUCAAGGUCUGGGUCAAGUCUUUGCAUGUGGUUGACCUGGGAUCCCUCCAACCCCAGAAAGGCCAGCGAGCACGAGGUGGCUCCAUUGGAGCCGUAGGAGCCUCCAGCUUGCAUUUCGGCAUCCUGAACGACCAGACUGACAUUGCAAUUAUGAAGGCGCCUGAUAGUGCAAUCAAAAUCAGAUCAUCUGCCAAGAAGGCAGCACCUAAUGCUAUUCUUGCGCCCAACUUCAAGUUUGAAGAUAUGGGCAUUGGCGGUCUAGACUCUGAGUUUACUGCCAUCUUCCGUCGUGCCUUCGCGAGUCGUGUCUUCCCACCUGGCCUGGUUGAGAAAAUGGGCAUCCAACACGUCAAGGGUAUCCUACUAUAUGGCCCCCCCGGUACUGGAAAGACGCUUAUGGCUCGCCAAAUUGGAAAGAUGUUGAAUGCGCGCGAGCCAAAGAUCGUCAACGGCCCUGAGAUAUUGAAUAAGUACGUCGGCGCCAGUGAGGAGAACAUCCGUAAACUGUUCGCAGAUGCGGAGAAGGAGUACAAGGAGAAGGCCGAGGAUUCCGGCCUGCAUAUCAUCAUCUUUGAUGAGUUGGACGCCAUCUGCAAGCAGCGUGGUUCGACAAAUAACGGUACUGGUGUUGGUGACUCUGUUGUCAACCAGCUUCUCUCCAAGAUGGAUGGUGUCGAUCAGCUCAACAACAUUCUCAUCAUUGGUAUGACCAACCGUCUGGAUAUGAUCGAUGAGGCUCUUCUGCGGCCCGGUCGUCUAGAGGUUCACAUGGAGAUUUCCUUGCCUGACGAGAGAGGCCGACUGCAGAUUCUCAACAUCCACACAUCCAAAAUGCGUACCAACGGUGUCCUGGACAAGGAUGUCGACCUAGGCGAGCUCGCAGCGGUCACCAAGAAUUUCAGCGGUGCCGAGAUCAACGGUCUGAUCAAGAGCGCGUCGUCUUUCGCGUUCAACCGGCACGUCAAGGUCGGCACCAUGGCUGGCAUUGGUGACGAUAUUGAGGACCUGCGCGUGAACCGUUCCGACUUCCUGCAAGCCCUCGAUGAAGUACAUCCAUUGUAUGGUAUCUCCGAGGAGGAGCUUUCGUCUGUCGUUCAGAAUGGCAUCAUCCACUAUGACGCCGUUGUGGACGAGAUCCUCAAUGACGGACGACUUUUCAUCGAGCAGGUGCGGACAUCACAACGUACACCACUCGUCAGCAUUCUUUUACACGGACCUCCUGGGAGUGGCAAGACCGCUUUGGCGGCUACGAUCGCCAUGGCCAGCGAGUUCCCCUUCAUCAAGAUCAUCUCACCCGACCAGAUGGUUGGCUUCUCUGAAAGUCAAAAGAUUGCUGCAAUCGCGAAAACGUUCAGCGAUAGCUACAAGAGCCCUCUCAGUGUCAUCGUUGUGGACCAGAUCGAACGGCUGAUUGACUGGGUGUCUAUCGGGCCCAGGUUCUCCAACGGUGUCGUCCAGACGCUAACGGUGUUGAUGGGCAAGCGGCCACCUAAAGAGCGCCGCCUUUUGGUCAUUGCAACUACUUCAUCCCGGCCCCUGAUUACGGAAAUCGAGAUGGCCGACGUGUUUGACUCUGAGAUACGCGUGCCGCCAAUCUCUGACUCCAAAGCCCUGGACACGGUGAUCCGGGAAUUGAAGCUUUUCGGUUCCGAGGCGGAGUAUCGUUAUGCGAUGGAGAAACUGAGGCAGGCAGGUCUUACUGGAGAAGGACAUUUGAACAUCGGUAUCAAGAAGUUGUUGAGCGUUGUAGAGAUGGCACGGCAGGAACCGGAGGCGGUGGCAGACCGUUUGGUGCAGGCGUUGAUGCAGCUAGCGCCUCCUCCAGGUACCAUGAUUGUCUAAUUAUUCGUAUUAGAUGUACGCAUUCGGGAGGUAUUGGC
Messenger RNA from Dacryopinax primogenitus, 2613 nucleotides. RefSeq names its product AAA-domain-containing protein. Gene Ontology annotation, molecular function: ATP binding; ATP hydrolysis activity. Gene Ontology annotation, biological process: SNARE complex disassembly; intra-Golgi vesicle-mediated transport; Golgi to plasma membrane protein transport. Gene Ontology annotation, cellular component: Golgi stack. The record is from RefSeq and is a predicted model, not a curated record. Bases 89 to 2575 code for a protein of 828 amino acids. Lineage: Eukaryota; Fungi; Basidiomycota; Dacrymycetes; Dacrymycetales; Dacrymycetaceae. The transcript is spliced from 6 exons.